Messenger RNA from Trichosurus vulpecula (common brushtail), 2888 nucleotides. RefSeq names its product tumor protein p53 inducible protein 11 (gene TP53I11). The transcript is spliced from 7 exons. The coding region runs from base 216 to 866 and encodes 216 amino acids. Lineage: Eukaryota; Metazoa; Chordata; Mammalia; Diprotodontia; Phalangeridae. The record is from RefSeq and is a predicted model, not a curated record.
GGAGAGGAGGGACCAGCCCUGGCCGCUGGCUGGUGGCUUAGCUCCGUCACGCAGGGCGCUGCGCUCAGACGACUCAGUUUCUUCUGCCCCGGCUCCUCUGGUCCCGGCCCUGGCCCCAGAGCCAACCCCGCCAUGUGAGGCAGCUGCGCGCCUGUGCCUGCUCCUGUGCCUGGUCCCUGGUCUGGCGGCCCGGUGUGCCGCCCGCUGUAAGCCCCAUGCAGCCUCUGCUCGGCCCCGCCGACGACCAUGCCCUAGCGGGCUCUUCUGAAGCCAGUCCGCAGGUGCCAGUGACCAAAAUGGCGGCCAAACAGCCUCCGCCUCUCAUGAAAAAGCACAGCCAGACGGACCUCGUGAGCCGCCUGAAGACCCGAAAGAUCCUUGGAGUAGGAGGAGAGGACGAUGAUGGAGAAGUGCACCGCUCCAAGAUAAGCCAGGUUCUGGGAAAUGAAAUCAAGUUUGCUGUCCGGGAGCCUUUGGGACUCAGGGUCUGGCAAUUUGUCUCAGCUGUCCUCUUCUCUGGGGUUGCCAUCAUGGCCCUUGCCUUUCCCGACCAGCUGUUUGAUGCUGUCUUUGAUGGAGCUGAAGUAAACAGCAAAACUCCAAUCCGACUCUACGGAGGGGCUCUCCUCAGCAUCUCUCUCAUCAUGUGGAAUGCCCUCUACACAGCUGAGAAGGUCAUCAUCCGCUGGACACUGCUCACCGAGGCCUGCUAUUUUGGGGUGCAGUUCUUAGUGACCACUGCCACCCUGGCAGAAAAUGGGCACAUCUCGCCAGGGGCCCUGUUCCUCCUUGCCAGCCGUCUCCUCUUCAUUCUCGUCAGCAUUUACUACUAUUACCAAGUGGGCCGGAGAACCAAGAAGGCCUAGUAGCCCCGUCCCUCCCUGGGCAGAGGAUGUCAGGGCUGGGGCAGCCUGCCUGUACUUCCCUGGGCGAGGGGAACAUUCAGGAGUUUUAUUUUUUGGUUUGUCCUUUUCAUCUACUAGAGGGGGUGACCCUCUCCCCAUCCCCAGACCUUGACUGCUCAGCUCCUAGCCCAGGCAGGGAGGUGGUUAACCUGCCUUGGCUUGGUGAUUCUAGACUGAAGAGCUUUCAUGUCCUAACCAGCCCCUGGACCUAGGAUUAGAGCUGACCUUGACCCUGGGCCAAUGUGUAGCCACUGGCUUUUCUCCCUAGGCCAUGACCAGGUAUCUGAGACUUCCCAAGGUAGGAACAGGACCUGGUCUAGGCUUUGAGGUCCCAAAAGCAGCAGUGAUACCGUGCAAAGAAUACUGAAUUUGGGGGUAGAAGACUCUUGAGGUCAAGCCACUUAACAAUCCUGAGACUCAGUUUUCUCAUCUUUAAAGUGAAGAGAUUCUCCUUAAUGAUCUCUAAGGGCUCUUUCCAGCUCUAAAUCCCAUGACUUCUGAGUUAGAUGAGAAGACCAAAGGUCCCUGGGGAUAAACAAAGGCAUCUCUUCUCUUUCUACUGGGACAGACUGGAUGUGGUCUCUAGGGGCAGAAUGAAAGUCCCAGCACGGCCCUUUGGGCUUUUGCUGGUCACUGCUGCUGAAUCCCUGAAUCUCAGAGUUGCGAGGGACCUCAGAGCUCAUCCAUUCCAAGCAACAUAAGGGCUUUAGACCAAGGAAUGGUAGAGGAAACAGCCCUGUAACGAGGUCACCAGAAACCAAGCUCAUGGGGCUGCUUCCACAUCCUUUGGAAGGAAGGAUUUUUAGGGACCCAAAGCCCACCCCAGGGAUGUCCUAAACUCUCUGGAAGCCUCAUCCUGAGUUCAGAUCCAAGGUUUUCUCCAUGUCCUUUCAUGGAUGACUACUCCAGGUAUUCAAAUGUGGUCUGCCCACACUGCCCUUGGUCUUUCCAGACAGGUCCAUAUUAGAACUCUUGCUUAGAGACCCCUUUUGCUCAUGACCUGUCCCAUCCCUCUUCUGAAGCUGAGCCAUUAGGUUCCACUCCAGUCUCUUAAAUGGUUUCUUGGGAUCGGUGGUUUUGCUGUUACUAGCCUAUGGGCAUGGAUUUGCAGAUGAGUUGCUGGGCUCAACUGUCCAGUGGACUGUGAACACAGGUAGAUGGGGCCAUACAGACAGGAGUAAUUCUAGUGAUAGGAAAUGUCCCUUUUGAAGGGUUGUUUCCCUUUCUGAAGAUGGGUAAUUUUUGGGAAAAGAGAUGCUGGUCUAUUUUCUCCCCUCCCCCAGCUGAGAGGCUCUAGGGUCUUAUCUGGAUGUCCCAAAGCUGCCCGAGGGUAAAUUAGACCUGGAUUGGGAGAAGACCACAUACCUUUUGGAUUCAACUUUAACACCAUCCCUCCAGGCAGGAGACUGCCAUGUGAGCAUUGGGCCCAAGGGCUCUCCCCAGCUCCCAAUCCCUGCCAGUCUGUAGACACCUGUUCCUUUGCCCUCUCUCAUCCCAACCUUCCUCAGCUUCCCUUGCCCUUGUUCCAUUCUCUGGAUAGGGGCACUGGUGAACUCCAUCCCCACCUUCAUCUGUCACUGACAGGUUCCCUGAGUCAGAAACCAUUUUGUAAAUAGUAGAAUUAGGAUAUGCAAAAAAGAGGAAGAAAACCCCCACCAUUUCUGCAAAUCGCAACCCUCCUCUGUGUUUGCCUUCUGUGAGAGUCCUUUCCCCUGCUGGCUCAGCUCUGACCCAGUGAGCAGGAAAGCCUAGUUGCCUGCCUUCCCUCUUUCCUACUUUUCUAAUCUCUUUUCUCAUUCUUUUUUUCCAUGCUUCAAAUGGUGCCUUUAGAGCAGGAAAUUCAGAAACUCAUGUUCUAUUCCAAAAGGACUCAAAUGUCGCGUGUGUAUCUUUGUCUUUUUUUUUCCUUUGGGUGUUGCGAGACUUUGUCAUUUGAACCUGAUACCUCAGUAGUAGAAAUAAACAAAAUUCAUUUGGUCAAAA